This is a messenger RNA of Alligator mississippiensis (American alligator), 1627 nucleotides long. Its product is annotated as cytochrome P450 20A1. Bases 64 to 1455 code for a protein of 463 amino acids. Gene Ontology annotation, cellular component: membrane. The transcript has 13 exons. Lineage: Eukaryota; Metazoa; Chordata; Crocodylia; Alligatoridae. The record is from RefSeq and is a predicted model, not a curated record. Gene Ontology annotation, molecular function: heme binding; monooxygenase activity; iron ion binding.
CAGGCCAGCGCAGACGUGGAGAGCCCCAGCCCCAGCCCCGGCCCGGCCCGGCCCGGCCCCGCCAUGCUGGACUUCGCCAUCUUCGCUGUCACCUUCGUGCUGCUGCUGGUGGGCGCCGUGCUCUACCUCUACCCGGCUUCUAGGCAAGCUUUGGAUAUCCCGGGAAUGGCUCCAACAGAUGAAAAGGAUGGCAACCUGCCAGACAUCAUAACCAGUGGCAGCCUGCAUGAGUUCUUGGUGACUUUGCAUGAGAAGUAUGGCUCAAUUGUUUCCUUUUGGUUUGGAAGACGCCUUGUGGUCAGUCUGGGAUCAGUUGAUCUCUUGAAGCAGCACAUUAACCCCAAUAGGAUAUCGGAUCCUUUUGAAAUGAUACUCAAAUCCUUGUUGAGAUACCAGUCCGGCCUGAGUGGUGAUGCAGGAGAGAGUCACCUGAGGAAAAAGCUGUAUGAAAAUGGUGUGACUAAGUCCUUGCAGAGUAACUUUGCUGUCAUCCAAAAGCUGUCAGAAGAGUUGCUAGCAAAAUGGUUGUCCUUUCCCGAGUCUCAACACGUGCCUCUUUGCCAGCACAUGCUGGGUUUUGCCAUGAAAUCUGUUACACAGACAGCAAUGGGCAGUUACUUUGAAGAUGAUCGGGAAGUAAUUCACUUCCGUAGGAACCACGAUGCGAUCUGGGCUGAAAUUGGGAAGGGUUUCUUGGAUGGAUCACUUGACAAAAGUACUACCAGGAAAAAGCAGUAUGAAGAUGCUUUAAUGGAGAUGGAAUCGGUCUUAAAGAAAGUCAUAAAGGAGCGGCGGGGCAGGAGCUUCAACCGGCAUAUCUUCAUCGACUCCUUACUGCAAGGGAAACUGAGUGACAAGCAGAUCCUAGAAGACACAAUGAUAUUCUCCCUGGCAGGAUGCGUAAUCACUGCUAACUUGUGCACCUGGGCAGUUUAUUUCCUGACUACCUCAGAAGAAAUCCAGAAGAACCUCUAUAAAGAGAUAGACCAAGUUUUUGGGAAGGGCCCAGUUACACUUGAGAAAAUUGAGCAGCUCAGGUACUGCCGACAGGUGCUGUGUGAGACUGUACGGACAGCAAAGCUUACUCCAGUUGCUGCACGGCUGCAGGAGCUGGAGGGAAGAGUUGACCAGCAUGUUAUCCCCAAAGAGACUCUUGUGCUCUAUGCUCUCGGGGUGGUGCUCCAGGACAGCUCAGCUUGGCCAUCACCUUACAAAUUUGAUCCAGACAGAUUUCAUGAUGAACCCACCAUGAAAAACCUUUCCCUGUUGGGGUUCUCAGGAAGUCAAGAGUGCCCAGAGCUGAGGUUUGCUUAUAUGGUGGCUACAGUGUUGCUGAGUGUGCUGGUCAGGAAACUGUACCUGCAUCCUGUGAAAGAGCAAGUCACAGAGUCCAAAUAUGAGCUGGUCACCUCACCAAAGGAGGAGGCAUGGAUAACUGUGUCCAAAAGAAGCUAAGAGGAAGCAAGGCAAGGAGUAGGAAAGAUUGUGCUUCAGAAAGGCACCGUCCAGCAUCAUGUCACCAUUUCAAUGUCACUAUUUUGUUACCUUCCAUUUUCUAACUCAGCAGCCCCUUGUUAUUUUUUUUCUAACUCAAAAAAUUGUCACAUUAAAGUAGAAUUAAUUUUUA